Messenger RNA from Oppia nitens, 1188 nucleotides. RefSeq lists its product as uncharacterized. The transcript is spliced from 4 exons. Gene Ontology annotation, molecular function: protein binding; serine-type endopeptidase activity. Gene Ontology annotation, biological process: proteolysis. The record is from RefSeq and is a predicted model, not a curated record. NCBI's taxonomy places the organism in Eukaryota, Metazoa, Arthropoda, Arachnida, Sarcoptiformes, Oppiidae. The coding region runs from base 37 to 1188 and encodes 383 amino acids.
AAUAACUAUUGAAUAACACAAUAAUUGAUAAAUUAAAUGCAGUCAAUGCUAUCGAUUAGAAAUCUAUUGCUGCCAUCAGUAGUAGUGGCCACAAGUAAUUGUUUGUCGAGGGAUUGGUGUCUAUCAGUUCAAUGUCGUCAAUAUCCUAACCAGUGGUUAACUGUACAGACAUUACAGAGUCAACACAAUCGGAUAUUUAUGCGAAAAGCUUUAAUGCAAAACAAUAAGCCGUUUAGUAAUGAGUGGUUCGCACCGUUUGUUGCCAUCAAACCUACAGUUCAUAAUACAGAUGACCAACAAUAUCCACCCGGUUAUGAGGGACCAGAGCUUAUACUCGCCUCCGGAUGUAUUGUGGAUUCUUCGGGACUGAUUGUCUCGGCUUGUGAUCGGCUCAGCAUCUCGUCAUACGUUAAGAUAAGACUCAACGACGGAUCAACACAUGAGGCCCGUGUUGUCGACCUAAAUCCGGAAACAGGUUUGUCAGUCAUUCAAUUGGAUGGGAUGCGCAAUGAUUGGCCAGUAAUUGAUAUGGCCGACAGUAGUGUGGACUAUGAGUUGGGCGAUAUUAUAUACACUGUAGGCAAUUGGCAGCCAACACAUUACAAUCUACUACACGACGGUGUAGUCGUACGAACAGAUCUCAAGCCGAAUGCUGUGGACGACGACAUAACUGUGCCAUUAGUACAGCACACGGCUGUCGUCAAAGAAAACGAUAAUGGAAAUGCUAUAGUAGACAGUAAUGGUCAGGUUAUGGCUAUUAAUAUCAAAGCAUUGAAGUGUGAGAUCAAUGCUGCCGUUCCCAUACAUGUUGUCAAAUCUUAUGUGGAUAGUGUUAAACAAAAACUGUUGCAAAACUAUGGAUUGUCAGUCUAUUGGUACGACCCAAACGAUAGACAGGAGUUCAUCGAUUGUGGUAUUUCUCCCAAUCUAUUACCUGACUAUAAGGGUAUACUUGUGUACUCAAUAAACAGUGAAAUUUUGUUAGACACUAAUGAUAUUCAAGUGUAUGAUGUGAUUACACAUAUCAAUGGCAAAAGAGUCGACUCUAUGGACGACCUGUACUGUGCAUUACUGACACAAACGAUAAUCAAAGUAUGGGUCAAUUAUCCAUAUUAUGAGCCCAUCGAUGACGAGUCUAUAACUUUGGUUAAGAGUCCUAAUGAAUAUAGCGAUAGAUUUUAUCUGUAA